Molecule: messenger RNA, 7575 nt
Organism: Salmo salar (Atlantic salmon)
Lineage: Eukaryota; Metazoa; Chordata; Actinopteri; Salmoniformes; Salmonidae
Product: receptor-type tyrosine-protein phosphatase beta
Biological process (GO): peptidyl-tyrosine dephosphorylation involved in inactivation of protein kinase activity; angiogenesis
Cellular component (GO): signaling receptor complex
Molecular function (GO): protein tyrosine phosphatase activity; cadherin binding
Source: RefSeq, a predicted model, not a curated record
UGUCCAGACUCAAGUGAAAGUUAGGGCUGUGAGAAAUACAGUAGGCUAUUUGAUUAGAAUUUAGGCCAUGUAUGAAUUUAUAGACAGUUUCUAGACAGAGGGCUGAAGUGGAUGCUUUGAUAUGGAAUACAUUUCCUGUCUACCUGACGCCAGUGAUGGUGCAACCUGAGCAUUGAGGACUGGUGUAGGAAAAGUAUUUAGCCUAGAGAUUUAUUUCAUUUAUUUAACCAGGAAAGUCAACCUAGAGUCAGCCUAGAGAUUGAAAAGGACGAGAUGGUAGCAUGGGAAGAGACUGCGUCGUCGAAAGAGAUGCCACGCUUUGUAAGGCGGGUGUCACUACUCUAACGCCUCCAACAUGCCAUUGUGAAAUUCUGCAUCUAAAUAUACAUUGUUAUUUCACGGACCGAUUAUGACAACCAAUGUUGGAAUAUAUUUUAUAUUUGUUCUAUUAUUUAUUGACCUAACAUAUCUAAAUCAGCGUCCGCAAUGUUUAGAUGUUCAACUGUUAUUUUGAUACUUUGUUUAUGGUGGAGUUGUAUCAAGGUCGAGACCACUGAAGCAGUAAAGUGUUCAUUUAACCUGACUGAAACCAGCGCCAAUGCGGAUUCUAUUGCACUGAAAUUAAUAACAACAGGAGAAGGGUGUAACUUCACCGUGUUUUACGAGACUAGUCGGUCCGAUAUAACGGAUUGUUAUCAAAAUGGGGAGUACACUAACGUGUAUAUCUGCGAUAUAAGGGAUUUGGAACCAGGAACAUUACACCAAUUCGAAGUUAUAUCGAAGAAUGAUGGAGAGAGGGGCAGCGUAUCGGUGCGAACAGACCCAGUGGGUCCAUCCAGGUUGGACGUACUACCAGACCAGGUCCAGGCAACCCAGUAUAAGAGCCCUAUUCAGGGUCAGAGUGGCUCCCAUGGCCUGCACAUAUCCUGGCCUCGCUCUCGUGGGCAGGUCGACUGGUAUGAGGUCACACUACAGGACACCAAAACAGGGACGAGGCGCAGUACCCGCAUCAUGGGAACUGCCGCCACUCAGUCUCGCUUCACCGCCCUCACCCCUGGCACCCUCUAUGCCCUCAGCCUGGUGGCAACAGCUGGGAACAAAACAGCCCUGCCAGUGCUGGCCACUGCAGCCACAGCUCCCUCAGCCGUCAGCGGCCUCCAGCUCUCACCCUCCUCCAGCAGCCUGGGUGUUUCCUGGCAGCCCGGUCCAGGCAGGAGAGAGGGUUUCAGGGUGCUACUGAGGGAGCAGCAGGGCGCACUAGUCAGGAACGUCACCCUUAAGAGUAGUGUCACCUCCCACACCCUUGACGACCUGUUGCCUGGGACCCUGUACACUGUUACCGUGGUGACCGAGGCUGAAGGCCUCCAGAACGCCAUCUCCAAACAAGCAUUCACAGUUCCUAGGUCAGUAACAGACCUCUUCUUGGAGAACAACGGCAGUCUGGACACCCUGAGGGCCUCCUGGGUCAAUGCUAAGGGCGGUGUGGAUGCAUACCUGGUCUCCCUGGCAACCCUAGGCUCAGCCAACCAGGACAGGAAGCUUACCCCCAACGCCACUGAGGUGGUCUUCAGCGGCCUGACCCCUGGACGGCCCUAUCAGGUGACUGUGAAGUCAAAGGCCGGAGAGCAGACAACUGAGGCAGUGGCCACAGGCAGAACAGUGCCAGCCAAGGUGUCUCAGCUGUCCAUGGUGGGCGUCAUUGAUGGCAGCGCUCUGAAGAGUACAUGGUCGCCCCCUAGAGGGGACUGGGAGAAGUACCGUGUCCUGCUACUGAACGGCACGGUGGCUCUAGUCAAUGAGACAGUGAGCAGGCUGGUUAAACAGUACUCCUUCUCUGUAGCUUCCUUGGGGCUGGUGCCUGGCAGGCUCUACACAGCUCAGGUCAUGGUGGAGAGCGGUCUGUUUGGCAACACCGCUCAAUGUCAGGGGAGGCUAGCCCCUCGGCCUGUCCAGCAGCUGAUGGUCCGUCACGGUGAUGAGACGUCUCUGAGCGUGCUGUGGUCUCGCCCCGCGGGGGUGUGGGACGGGUACACCGUGGUCUUGAGACAGGGGGACACUGUUGUGUCACAGAGGACACUGUCCCAUGACGCCAGGGAGUGCACAUUCAACGUCCUCAUGCCCGGACGCCAGUAUGCCAUCGCCGUCAUGACCAACAGUGGAGGCCUAAACAGCUCAGCUUCAGUGAUUGGACGAACCACCCCGGCGCAGGUGACCAGUCUGCGUGUGACCAACGGUGGCAGCACAGACAGCCUCCAAACCCAGUGGGAGCGGGCGGCCGGCGAGCUGGACUCGUACCGUGUGCUGCUCAUCCACGACAGCAGUGUGAUCAAGAACGAGAGCGCCCCAGCCCACACCACGGCCCACAGCUUCCUGGCGCUGAAGCCUGGUGCCCUCUACAGGGUGGUGGUCACCACUGUCAGGGCCGGACAAGCCUCCAGGCAGAGCGUGGCAGAGGGAAGCACAGUCCCUGCUGCUGUAGGUGAGGUGACAGUCAGUAACAACGGUCGUAUGGACUUCCUCAGUGUGUCAUGGCGACCAGCCAAAGGCGACGUGGAUAGUUACCUGGUCACCCUGAAGGACCGCGAGAGGACCGUCCACACCCUGGUCGUGUCCAAGUCCAGCCCUGAGUGUGUGUUCAAGUCCCUGGUGUCUGGACGGCUCUAUAAAAUCUCUAUCGUCUCCCGCAGUGGAGUCUACGAAAACCACACCAUCGUGCAGGAACGCACACAGCCCUCUAGUGUCCAGAACCCGACAGCGAUCCACUCGGCCAGGGAUGACUACCUGAAGGUGUACUGGCGCCAUGCGGCUGGGGACUUUGACUACUACCAGGUGGUCAUCAAACACAACAACAUCUUCCACCAGAACAAGACGGUUAUGAAGAGCCAGAACGAGUGUGUGUUCAACGGCCUGGUGCCCGGGAGGCUGUACACUGUCAUCGUCAGCACCUGGAGCGGGAAGUAUGAGACCAGCAUGUCCACAGACGGAAGGACCUUCCCUGCGGCGGUGAGAUCACUAGCUCUGGCUGGGCGGGGCACGGAGGACCUUCGUGUCACCUGGUUGGCUGCUCUGGGUGAUGUGGAUCACUACGAGGUGCAGCUCCUCUUCAACGACAUGAAGGUGUUCCCGCCCAUCACCCUGGGCAGCAGUGCGGGGGCGUGUGUCCUGUCCUCCCUCACCCCGGGACGCCUCUAUAAGAUCCACGUUUCCACCUUCAGCGGACCCAACCAGAGGGCCCAGUUCAUAGAGGGCAGGACAGUUCCCAGCAAGGUCAAGAACAUCCACGUGAGCAACAAUGGGCAGAGCAACAGCCUGAAGAUCAGCUGGACCCCGGGGCAGGGUGACGUGGACAGCUACUCUGUGUCGUUGUCACUGGACGGGCCAGAGGGACGCAUGCUGGAGACGCGACCCGUACCCAAACACCCAAAUCAGCUGGUCUUCAACUCCCUGCAGCCUGGACAGCUGUACAGUGUGACUGUAAGGUCUAUCAGUGGUAUACUGUUGAACAACAACACGGCCAGCGGACGCACCGUCCCCUCUGCAGUGACGGGCCUGCAGGCUGACAACAGACACACCACCUGCAGUAUUCAGGUGAGCUGGCAGGAGGCCCGGGGAGUGGCGGACGGCUACAGCCUGCAGCUGCUGGACGACAGGGGACACCUGGUCACCAACAGCUCCCAGGCCUCCUCUGGGUCCACUCCGCUCCAACACCACUUCGACGGCCUCACCCCGGGGAAGAGGUACCACGUCCUGGUCCAUACCACCAGCGGAGGGGUCCGCAGCGAGGGGGUCACCGCUGAAGCACGCACGCGUCCGGCGGCGGUUAGCGACCUCUCCAUCCAGGCCAACAGCAGCAGCAGCCUGUCCUUCCACUGGUCUCCCCCAGAGGGAGAGUUGGAAGGUUACGACCUCUACCUGUACAAUGGAGACGACACCCUGUACGACCGGCGCAGCGGCCAGCCUAACACGCUGCAGGUCUCCUUCCAGGGCCUGAGGCCUGGUGCCCCCUACAGAAUGGUGGUGUUAACACGCAGCGGAGAGCAGACCAACGACUCAGCUCUUUGGGCCAGGACUGUCCCGGCUGCAGUGACGUCUCUGCAGGCCCGAAGUCGUCCCCAGUCGGAGGUGCUCUGGGUGUCGUGGGAGCGUGCAGUGGGGGAGCUGAGUGGCUACCUGCUGUCUGUCUACAACCCCGAUGGCUCCCAGCAGGCAGAGGAGGCUCUAGGGCCCGACGCCACGGAGCAUGCCGUCCCCACGCUGGUCCCCGGGCGCCUCUACCAUGCUGUCAUCCUCACCCGCAGUGGAGAGCUCACAAACAGGGCCACCACUCAGGGCAGGACCGCCCCCAGACCCCCUACCUCUGUGUCAUUUGGCGGGGUCACCAACACUUCACUGGAACUGACCUGGAGUGGUCCUGCAGGCAGCGACUACGACGACUUUGACCUGCAGUGGGAACCGCGGGACCACCUGUCUGUGUUCAACCCCUACCACACCCGGACCUCCGGCAGCCGCAUCCUUAAGGGCCUGUACCCCGGACGCUUGUACAACUUCAGCCUGCGUACUGUCAGUGGGGCUGUUGGUGGUGUUGGUGAGGAUGGGAGCCCUGCCUACAGCCUGCCCAUCCACAAGAGCAUCCGAACCAAGCCAGAGCGUGUUCAGUACCUACACUGCCGCCCCCAGAACUCCACCUCCAUCUCCUGCUCCUGGGGCCCCCCGGAGGCCGACUGUGAUUCCUACACCAUUGAGUGCCUCCACCAGGACUCCCGCACACUGGUGUACUCCCGGCGUACGGGCCGCGACAGCACCCUCUACCACAUCACCCAGCUGGAGCCACACAAACGCUACACCGUCUCCAUCAAGGCUAUCUCCGACAGCAUGACCAGCGAGGCCGCUGAGGAUAGCGUGGUCACCAUGAUCGACCGCCCUCCCCUCCCUUCUCUCAGCACCCGGGUUAACAACAGGGCUGCUCUCAUCACCAAAAACACCAUCUUCUUCAAGUUUAACUGCAGCUGGUUCAGUGACAUCAACGGAGCAGUCAAGUUCUUCACAGUGGUGGUGACCGAGUCUGAAAACAAUGAAAACGUUCAACCAGCGCAGCACCACCCUCUACCCUCCUAUCUGGACUACAAAUCUAACAGUUCCGUCAAGGCCUACCAGACCAGCUACUUCCCCAGCCGCUGCACAGAGGGAUCAGACAGCGAGACCCAGAGCUUUGCGAUCAGCCUGGGUACGGGUAUGGACACCCUCGGGGGGGCAUGUGACCACCUACAGGCCCAGGACAGGGAGCAGGACACACACAGAGACCACAGAGACAACCCUUUCUGUGAUGGCCCACUCAAACCCAAAACUGCAUACAGGCUCAGUGUGCGUGCGUUCACCCAGCUUUUUGACGAGGAGCAGAGCAGAUACACCCCACCCCUCUACACAGACACUUACCUGUCCCUCCCCCUGGUCACAGAAGCAGAGCCCCUGAGCGGUGUGAUCGAGGGCAUCAGUGCCGGCAUGUUCCUCAUUGCCAUGUUGGUGGGAGUCACUGCACUGCUCAUCUGCAGACAGAAGGCUCGCAAAGUUAGUGUGCAGGAGCGGCGGGUGGUCCGAAUGAGCAUGAGGAGAGAGAGGUCCACAUCAGGAGUGCACAUGGGCGUCAGGGGUAACCGUCGUAUUUCAAGCCCCAUCAAGAUCAUGCACUUUGAGUCCCACUACACCAAACUCCAGGCUGACUCCAAUUAUCUACUGUCUGAGGAGUACGAAGACCUGAAAGACGUAGGAAGGAACCAGCCCCUGGACACAGCCCUACUGCCAGAGAACAGAGGGAAGAACCGAUACAACAACAUCCUUCCCUACGACUUGACCCGUGUGAAGCUGUCCUAUGUGGAUGAUGAUCCGUGCUCUGACUACAUUAACGCCAGCUACAUUCCUGGGAACAACUUCCGUAGGGAAUACAUCGCCACUCAGGGCCCACUUCCUGGAACCAAAGAUGACUUCUGGAAGAUGGUGUGGGAGCAGAAUGUCAAUAACAUUGUCAUGGUGACGCAGUGUGUGGAGAAAGGCAGGGUGAAGUGUGAUCACUACUGGCCCUUUGACCAGGAACCUUUGUAUUAUGGAGACCUCAUAGUCCAGAUGCUGUCUGAGUCUGUGUUGCCAGAGUGGACUAUCCGGGAAUUCAAGAUUUGCAGCGAGGACCAGUUGAACUACUCCAGGGUGGUACGUCAGUUUCACUACACGGUUUGGCCCGACCACGGCGUCCCAGAGACCACCCAGUCACUAAUCCAGUUCGUCAGGACCGUCAGGGACUAUAUCAACAGGACCCCUGGGUCUGGGGCCACCGUAGCUCACUGCAGUGCUGGUGUGGGCCGUACAGGGACCUUCAUAUCCCUGGACAGAGUCCUGCAACAGCUGGACACCAAGGACACAGUAGACAUCUACGGAGCUGUCUUCGACCUGCGCCUCCACCGCUCACACAUGGUGCAGACUGAGUGCCAGUAUGCGUAUCUCCACCAGUGUAUGAGAGACGUCCUCCGAGCCAGGAAGCUUCGCAAUGAGCAGGAGAACCCCCUCUACCCCAUCUAUGAGAAUGUCAACCCUGACCCCCAAAGAGAUAUGGUGUAUGCCAGACGUUAAAGAUUGUAAGGACUACUGAAGGAGAGAACUGUUUGUACUUUCACUAGUAUAGCACUGCAGGGACACAUGUCAAUUCAAAUGUUCUACUAUUUCUGUUGAUUGUUCUUUUCUAGAUAUUAUGAAAUAUAGAACACUUUAUAGCUAUUAAAUGAUAUAAGAAUAUAUAUUAACAGAAUUGUAUAUACUUGCCUUAUAUAUGUGUGUUUGUAUAUAUGCUUUACAUUUGCAUCAUUGGCUUUCGUACACAGUGUUUUCAUUUUGUUUGUUAAGCUGCCAUUUAUACAUUAUUACGUGGCACAGACCAAAAACCUGUAAAAAAAAACUGUAAAAAAUCUGAUACUGCAUAAGUAAAAAUGAUCUAACAGUAUUCACAUAUCUACAGUAAAUGUACAGGCUAUUGCAUCUUUCACAAGUCACAUUUUUGUCAAAUGUUAGACAAAAAUGCUUUCUGUUUGAAAUUAUGCUUAUUUUCAUAAGCACUGAAAUCAUUCAAAAAUAUCUGAAAUAUGUAUGUAGAUAAACCCAUUACACAUUUAUUUGUAGAUAUUGUACAGCCCGUGCGAUAUAUUGCUUGAAUAGAAAAUUAGUCAUGCAAAAGGAUGACCAUAUGAGAUAUGAAAGCACACAGUUUAUGUUGUGUAAUCCAUAUAUGUAGCCUGUAAGAUAAUAAUGAUUUUUGUGUAUAUUUUAUGUCUUUUUUUACACAUCAUUUGAUGUAUUUAAAAUCAUGUCAUGGAACUACAAAUCACACACAUCUACAAUGUGCAAAUCCACAACCCACACAUUGGCAAACAUGAUUGUAAUCAUAUGAGUGAUUGAUGGAUUCUGUGAAUCGUUACACAAAUUAUAGUAGUUACUGUAUGCAGUUUCCCAUUUUGCAAUCUAAGUAGAAAAUAAGAAUUUGUUCUUAACUGACUUGCCUAGUUAAAUAAAAAUAAAGGUAGAUCUAUAAACAUA